This is a messenger RNA of Seriola dumerili (greater amberjack), 3163 nucleotides long. RefSeq names its product synaptotagmin like 4 (gene sytl4). The transcript has 18 exons. Bases 233 to 2368 code for a protein of 711 amino acids. Gene Ontology annotation, molecular function: neurexin family protein binding; small GTPase binding. The record is from RefSeq and is a predicted model, not a curated record. Gene Ontology annotation, biological process: intracellular protein transport; exocytosis. Lineage: Eukaryota; Metazoa; Chordata; Actinopteri; Carangiformes; Carangidae. Gene Ontology annotation, cellular component: plasma membrane; exocytic vesicle.
UCUGUAGCACAAAGUCAACUGUGCUGGAGACGGGAGGCAAGAAGACGAAGACGAGGACGUGGGAAGGAAAGGCAGUGUUAUAGCUGCUGAGGAGAGAAAAUCUCGCUGCCGUGGUGACGCCAGCCGUGAAGCGGGGGUGCAGUCGACUUUUAUCAACAGGGGAGCUUCUUGAUGCUAGAGUGAUUGGGCUGAGCCAGUUAACCUGCGCUAAGGGGCUUUGGUUGGAGGCACAAUGCCCCAGGCUGCUGACAUGAUCAACCUGGGCUUCCUGUCUGACUCUGAGCGGGAGCUGAUCCUGGAGGUGCUGCGACGGGACGAGGACCUGAGGCAGGCUGAGGAGCACCGUGUUCGGAAGUUGAAAACAGAGUUGCUUGAUGUGAAGAGGAAAGGGGCCAAACGUGGCAGUGGAAGAUACAGUGAGCAUAGUUGUGGCAGAUGCCUGGAGCCUCUGAGCCGACUGACUGUUUUCUCCAGCCAGUGUAAGAUGUGUAAUCACCAUGUGUGCCGCAACUGCCGAACACUCUUCCCAAAUGGAACCUGGUUAUGCAGCGUGUGUGCCAAAGAAUCGGAUCUAAAGAAAAGGACAGGUGACUGGUUCUACGAUCAAAGGGUCAACCGUUUCUCCACAACGCCUGGACAUGACCUAGUCAGGGUCUCCCUGAAAAAGAGACCGCAGUUGAAGAAGCGUGAAACAGCAGGAGAAAUGCUGUUGAGAAGUACUGAAAUAAAGCCAGAUCCUCCCGCUCCUGUGCCUCGGCCCAGGCAGAAAAAUCAGACGGACAGCAAAAGUCAUUCAAGCAAGAUUUCAGGAUCACUUGCUUCGAGGGAAUCAUUUGAAUCAAAGGAGGACAUUUGGUCAAAGCCAGCUCACAGUGACACAGAGUCUGCAGAAAAUGCCAGUAUAAGUAGCAAUAAAACGGAGACUGAGUCUGGUCGUGUGACCCCUGAGCAACCAAGGAAAGAGACCCACUCAGUUCAGUCCAGCCCAUCAGGGUCCAGUUCUUCCAGUCUCACCAUCCCAGUCAAAGCAGAUAUUGUCAGCGCUGACAGCACCAACCCAGAAGCUAACAAUGCCCCAGAAGUAAAACCAGUCAGUCCAGCCCCAGAGUUGGACGUUGAUAGAAUCUUCAAGAAGAGUGUCAGACGCACCCAAAAGCCUCCUGAGUAUGUAUCGACGGUGGACCUGCGUGAUGGACUUGACAAACCAGAUGCCUCACUGGGCAACAGGAGUCAUUCUGUACCAGGAUUAGAUGUACAGGAAGAUGACGAGGAGGAAGAAGAUAUUGACAGCUUGGUUAGCUUUCAUAAAAGGACAAUGGUAUCAAGCUCCUCCAGCCUGCAUAGCUCAAAGAGCACACUAGGCAGUAUGAUGAGUAUUUACAGUGAAGCAGGAGACUUUGACAGUGUGGAGGUGAGUGGAGACCUCGUCUUCUCAAUGAGCUACGACGAACCCACCCAGAGCCUCCAGGUCUUCAUCAAGGAGUGCCACGGGCUGGCCUACGGCAAUGCCUCACGGCAGCUUUCCAACCCUUAUGUCAAAUGUUACCUACUCCCUGACAAAUCUCGCCAGAGCAAAAGGAAGACCACGACGAAGAGAAACACCAUAAACCCCGUCUACAAAGAAACACUGAAGUACUCUGUCAGCCGCUCCCAGCUGUUCACCCGCUCCAUGUUGAUAUCAGUCUGGCAUCAUGGUCGCCUCAGCCGCAACGCCUUCCUGGGAGAGGUGGAGAUUGCUCUGGACUGCCGAGACCUUGACUCACCGUACGAGGACCGUGUGUCUCUCAUGGCAAAGGCAGCCUCUACCGUGCCAGCUUCAGCUUUUGCUCAGUACAAAGGAGAGUUGGUGAUCUCUUUAAAGUUUGUCACACCUAAAAAGCCAACAACUGAGAAAAUCAAAGGCAAAAAACUGGUGACUGAAGAAGGAGGAGAACUGCAUGUCCUAAUUAAAGAGGCAAAGAAUUUGAUGGCAAUGAAAACAGGAGGCACGUCAGAUAGCUUUGUAAAAGGAUACUUGUUCCCAACUAAGGCAAAGACCUCAAAGAGGAAGACUCCAGUUGUGAAGAAGAACCUGAACCCCCACUAUGACCACACAUUUGUGUUCAAGGAAGUGGCUCUGGAGCAGCUGAGGGGGAUGUGUCUGGAGCUGACUGUGUGGGACAGGGAGGCCAUGCUGAGCAAUGAAUUCCUGGGAGGAGUCCGUCUCAGCUCUGGAAAAGGCACUGUUAAAAUAGCCAAGGAGGAAGUGGAAAUGGACUCAGUUGGAGAGGAGGUCAGUCUGUGGGAGAAGAUGAUGCAGUAUCCUGACUCAUGGGCAGAGGGCACUCUUCCACUGCGUUCCACUAUGGGGAAGGCUAAAGGCAAAUGAGGACAGCUGCACAGGCCUGGACUUUCAAAGAAAAGAGACUGAAAUGGGGAGCAGCUGUGGCCUCAGAGACAAACAUGAGAUUGUGGAUUCAUUUUAUUUUGAAAGCUUUUCAGACCAGAAGCUUUUGUACUGAAGUGAGCAGACUCAAAGCUGAUCAGCUGUAAGCAGGCUCACAGUCUGCUGGCCUGCUGGCUUGUCUUCCUUUUUUCCAACCCAGUCUAGAUGAACCACCGCCCACUUCCGUAUGGGGUUAGGGUCGAGGCUUUCGUCAUACGGAAGUGGGCAGUGUUCCAUCCAGACGGUGGAUGCAGCCUCCUGAAUGUUAAACAUCUGCUCGCACCUGCCUGCCUCCCUCCGACAUCCCUGACUGCAGACUGUUACUGCUGAAAAUGUGCCAAAGCACGCAACACUAAACUCUUUAUUUUAAAAGCACUGACACAGUCUUAUGUUUUUAAAAUUCAGGCUGUAUAUAUUAUUUUGAUUAAAAAUCAUCCACUUAGCACAGAAACUGUCACAAAUGUGUCGCCCUUUUUCUUUAUAGUUGUGUAUAGAAUUGCACUGAUAAAAGAGGAAACAAUUCAUUAUAAACUGGUAUACAGAAUUUCUGGUGUUGCAUCCAACAAAUUGUGCUUAGUUUAAUCUACAUUGUAUUUUACAAUAAAGCUAUCAUGUAAAAUUAUAUUUAUACAAGUUGAAAAAGAAUCUUUAUUGGAAAUUAUUAGUCUAUUUUCAGAUAUAAAUGUAGAUUUGUAACUUUUAACUCCUCAUUGGAGUGUGAUCAGAGUCAUGUAUAUU